Molecule: messenger RNA, 1463 nt
Organism: Aureobasidium subglaciale EXF-2481
Lineage: Eukaryota; Fungi; Ascomycota; Dothideomycetes; Dothideales; Saccotheciaceae
Exons: 6
Coding region: 127-1212 (361 amino acids)
Biological process (GO): D-sorbitol catabolic process
Molecular function (GO): zinc ion binding; L-iditol 2-dehydrogenase (NAD+) activity
Source: RefSeq, a predicted model, not a curated record
CUGUCAUGUGGAGGAUCCCAUCAAGCUCGCAAAUCAUGAAUAAAGACCGCUUUGUCACUGUGCUUGCGUCGUCAGUCUCGUGCUGUUACAUCAUCAACCAGUCGCAGAAACAUUUAUCCCUCGGUCAUGGCUAACCCAUCCUUCGUGCUCCGCGCUAUCAAAGAUGUGGCUUUUGAGAACAGAGACAUACCGAAAUUGCGCGACGAGUACGAAGUGAGAGUCCAAAUCGCGCAGACUGGGAUUUGUGGAAGUGAUGUACACUAUUGGCAGAGAGGUCGCAUCGGGGACUUCAUACUGAAAAGUCCUAUUGUUCUUGGUCAUGAAUCUUCCGGAACCGUUGUUGAGGUCGGAGCAGCAGUUCAAAAUUUGAAGCAGGGUGACCGUGUCGCCAUAGAGCCGGGCGUGCCAUGUCGAAGGUGCGACUAUUGUCGUGAUGGCAAGUACAACCUGUGUAACGAUACUAUAUUCGCCGCUACACCGCCAUGGGAUGGAACACUUGCCAAAUUCUACACAGUUGCAAGCGACUACUGCUACAAAAUCCCAGACUCCAUGAAUAUGGAAGAAGCUGCCAUGGUCGAGCCAACUGCUGUCGCCGUGCAGAUAGCCAAAGUUGCUGAUCUGCGAGCAAACCAGACUGUGCUCGUCUUUGGUUGCGGUCCAAUCGGAGUUCUUUGUCAAGCAGUAGCGAAAGCAUACGGUGCUCGAAAAGUCAUUGGAGUUGACGUUGUGAAAUCACGACUCGAUUUUGCCAAGUCGUAUGGUGCUGACGCAGUGUACUUGCCACCAAAGCCCGACCAAGGAGUUGACCCUGUAGAACAUUCCGAGGAGAUUGCGACUAUGAUCAAGCAGGAGUUUGGUCUUGGCGAGGGGGCAGAUGUGGUUCUUGAGUGCACUGGAGCCGAACCAUGCAUCCAGACAGGAGUCUUUGCCACGAAGAAAGGUGGUACCUAUGUCCAGGCCGGCAUGGGCAAGGAGAACGUGCUCUUCCCGAUAACGACAGCAUGCAUCCGAGCCCUCGUCAUCAAGGGAUCCAUCAGAUACACCAAGGGCUGCUAUCCGGACGCGGUACAUUUGAUUGCUACAGGCAAAAUCGACGCAAAGAGGUUGAUUACCAACAGAUUUAAAUUCGAAGAGGCAGAGAAAGCAUUCGAACUAGUCAAAGCUGGACGAGAAGAUGUCUUCAAAGUCAUUAUCGAAGGCGUUCAAAGUUGAAAGUACAGGUAUCCCAAAUCUUACGCUCGCCUCCUAUGAUGGAAUUCAGAGAAGAUCCUUCUGAGUGCUGUCACUCCGUCAAAGGCAGCGCACCUUACGUGUAGUCGCGAUUGAGAAUGUAUGCAUGUUGCAGUGGUGUGACAGACUGCCUCAAUCUCUACAGUAAGGAUCAAAAUUGUCCAGAUAGUUCAAACGUGAUGUUUAUACAACAUGUUGAAGGUACAUCAGGAAGCUAGAAAGCUGUCAGGCAC